UUCAGUCCGAAACAUCUUCGAAAGGCGACGGAGGUAUAACUGCUCGUUCGUCUUUGAGCGUUUCCCUGCUGGUGGGCAUGCUGCGUCCGCGCGUAAAGACGCACUGAGGACUGUUUUCUUUGCCAUCGGGAGCGGCGGGCGGAGGAGAAGAUGCUGGCGAGGAAAAGCAUCAUCCCGGAGGAGUUCGGUCUCCCGGGGCUCGUCUCCCGGAUGCCCCGCAAGCCGGUGUUCAGGGACCGCGUGAAUAAAGCGCGCUUCAUCGCCAAAAACGGCUCGUGCAACUUGGCGCACAAGAACAUCCGCGAGCAGGGCAGAUUCCUGCAGGACGUCUUCACCACGCUGGUGGACCUUAAAUGGCGCUUCACGUUGGUCAUCUUCACCACGACAUUUGUCAGCAGCUGGCUGCUGUUCGCCAUGAGCUGGUGGUUGGUGGCAUUUGCGCACGGAGACCUGGACCCUGCGCGUGAAAACAUGACCGUCUGCGUAAAAAAUCUGAAGUCGUUCACGUCAGCUUUCCUGUUCUCCAUCGAGGUUCAGGUGACCAUCGGCUUUGGAGAACGUGUGAUAACGGAGCAGUGUCCCACUGCCAUCACCGUCCUCAUCCUGCAGAACAUAGUGGGACUCAUCAUCAAUGCUGUGAUGUUGGGUUGUAUCUUCAUGAAGACGGCUCAGUCGAACCGUCGGGCAGAGACGCUCAUCUUCAGCCGCCACGCCGUGAUCGCAGUCCGGAACAACCGGCUGUGCUUCAUGAUUCGUAUCGGGGAUCUGAGGAAGAGCAUGAUCAUUGGAGCGACCGUCAGGUUACAGGUGGUGAGGAAGACAACCACACCAGAGGGGGAGGUGAUCCCCAUCCAUCAGAUCGACGUGCAGACAGAGAGCUCUGUGGGCAGCAACAGCCUGUUCCUCCUCGCCCCGCUCAUCAUCUGCCACGUCAUCGACAAAAACAGCCCGCUGUACGACCUGUCAGCCAUGGAGCUGCAGUGCAGCGACCUGGAGGUGAUCGUCAUCCUGGAGGGAGUCGUGGAGACGACGGGCAUCACCACGCAGGCACGGACUUCCUACGUCUCCGAGGAGAUCCAAUGGGGCCACCGCUUUGUUCCCAUAGUAACAGAAGAGGAGGGCGUGUAUUCUGUCGACUACUCCAAAUUUGGCAACACGGUCAAGGUUGCAACGCCAUGCUGCAGUGCCAGAGAACUGGACGAGAAGCCGUCCAUCUUAAUCCAAACCCUCCAGAAGAGCGAGCUGUCGCACCAGAACUCGCUGAGGAAGCGCAACUCCAUGAGACGCAACAACUCCAUGCGCAAAGGCGCAGGAAGCAGCGGGAGCCUCCGCAGGAACAACUCAGGCCUCGCCGUGCCUAAAGUCCAGUUCUUCACCCCGACCGAUGGAGGCCAGAACCUGAAUGCCGUCACCUGACAUGAGGCCUACCGUCUGCUGGCUCCACUGCUCUUCCUGGUGGGGAGGAAGAUCGUGGGUGUUGGCGCAUCUGUCUCUCUGAUUGGACUCAUUCUUCUUCUUUUCACUGGCAUAUCUAGACUUGUGUCUCGACACGUUCACUGUUAAUGUUCCCUGUGUUUACGUUCAUGGUUUAAAAUAGGUCCUGUUCAAAUUACAUUUGUGAUCUCUAAGCAGUUAAAGUAACAUUUCUCUGCGCAGACAGAAACCCAGAAAGCAGAUGCUAAAACAGAUAAAAGAGACAGAUGGAAACUGCAGAAUUGGUUGUGUCAGCUUAGUCUGAUUUCUAAAUGACAUACAGCGCUUUUCAUUCUGAAACACUACGGUAUAAAAUGUGCAGUUUACACAUUGGCAAAUGAUCUUGUUUUGUUUGUUUUCGUUUGUUCGUUUUAAGUUACACCAGCACCACUGAUGCAGAGGUUUUGUGUUCCCCUAUCACUUAGAAGAAUACAUUGGGUACCUGUGCCCUCACCACUGUAAAACAGAGCUGUGGAUGAGACAUGACCAAUGUGGCGACCAUAAUUGGUCCUUAACUUAUAUAAUGACUGUCAUGUUGUAUUGUAUAAGCUCUGAAACUUAUUAAUUUAACAGGAAAGUGUUCACUAAGCUCAUUAAUGAGGUCAGGAUCACUUCUAUAGACUUCAGUUCAGCUGGACUUUUCUCUGAAACCAAAGGAUUCGCCCCCUGCUGGCCAUUAGAAAGAAUGCAGAUUGUCUAAAUCCGUCUUUCUUGUCAUCGUCUCUCUCUCUCCCCCCCCCCCCCCCCCCCCCCCCCCCCCUCCCGUUUUCUUUGUUAACCUACACUAGACACUCUAUGCCUUUAUCUCAAUGAUGCUGCACAUCAGAUACUCAGAAUAGCAGCAAUAGUAUAUUCUUAAUAGACUGGCAAACACACACAAUACCCUUUGUGUUUGUCUGUGUGACGUGUCUGGUCUCAACUUCAGUCACCAGUUCUCUCCACUCAGAAGACGAGAUGCUCCAUGACCCAGCUGAUGUGUUCCACUUAUUGUAAUGAACCACAGACAGAGAAAGCAAUUUGAAGAUUUCACUCUGGGGAAACGAGAGGUUGUGUUGAACCUUUUGUACCUUAAUGGUUUGUUUUAAAAAUAAGCAUGUUAAUGUCUCAUGAAAAUAAAGGAUUAUUCCAGCUUUAAAGUAGAUUUACUGUAGCCCUGGUGUGCACUGUGCAGAGGGGGAAAAGACUGGGACGUGUUCACUUGUACUGUUUAUUGCAAAGGUGUUGUGAUUCAUUCAGAAUCCUUCUUUAUCUGUCACCAUCAGCUCAAUCCUCAAAACUGCCAGUUUUGAGACCACAAAUAGUUUCAUGUGAAAUCAACCAGCUGUCUUAUCAGCAUUACUGACAUGUUUGUCUUCACUGUAUCUCCACUUGUUCCGCUUGGUUCCAGUUUUCAGUUCAUUUCCAUAAUCUGUCCAAACCGUGCGUGCUGUAUUAUCACAACAGCAGUACGCAAAAACACCUGGCUGUUGUAAGGGAAGACGUACUGCUUAAGUAAUAUUUUCUAAUUAAGUUCACAAUCACUACUAAUGUGAAGUCAUGGCAGUCAUUCACCGUAUGGUACUGAUUUGUGUAUUUUUCACGUUAGCUUGCCUUUGUGUUGUUUGAGAAUAAAUGCUUAUGUAUGCAA
This is a messenger RNA of Pelmatolapia mariae (spotted tilapia), 3100 nucleotides long. RefSeq names its product potassium inwardly rectifying channel subfamily J member 8 (gene kcnj8). Gene Ontology annotation, cellular component: plasma membrane. Gene Ontology annotation, molecular function: ATP-activated inward rectifier potassium channel activity. The coding region runs from base 151 to 1416 and encodes 421 amino acids. The transcript is spliced from 6 exons. The record is from RefSeq and is a predicted model, not a curated record. Gene Ontology annotation, biological process: potassium ion import across plasma membrane; regulation of monoatomic ion transmembrane transport. NCBI's taxonomy places the organism in Eukaryota, Metazoa, Chordata, Actinopteri, Cichliformes, Cichlidae.